Dipodomys spectabilis (banner-tailed kangaroo rat) is the source of this 3235-nucleotide messenger RNA. RefSeq names its product selenoprotein N (gene Selenon). The record is from RefSeq and is a predicted model, not a curated record. NCBI's taxonomy places the organism in Eukaryota, Metazoa, Chordata, Mammalia, Rodentia, Heteromyidae. Gene Ontology annotation, molecular function: calcium ion binding. Gene Ontology annotation, cellular component: endoplasmic reticulum membrane. Gene Ontology annotation, biological process: skeletal muscle fiber development; calcium ion homeostasis. The transcript is spliced from 12 exons.
AUGGGUCGGGCCCGGCCGGGCGAACGCGGGCCCCGCAGCCCGGGCCCCGCCGCGCCGCCCCCGCCUCCGCCCGCACGCCGCUGCGCGCGCGCCCUGGCGCUGCUCGGGGCCCUGCUGGCCGCCGCCGCCGCCGCCGCCGCCGCCCGGGUCUUUGCCCGGCUCGCCGAGGCCCAGGCGGCCGCGCGGCAGGAAUCUGCGCUGAGGGCCCUGGGGACCGAUGGCCUCUUUCUCUUUUCCUCACUGGACGCCGACCAGGAUAUGUACAUCAGCCCCGAGGAGUUCAAACCCAUCGCAGAGAAGCUGACAGGGUCAACUCCUGCAGCCAGCUACGAAGAUGAGGAGCUGCCCGCUGACCCUGGCGAGGAGACGCUCAUCAUAGAGGCCCGCUUCCAGCCUCUGCUCCCCGAGACGAUGACCAAGAGCAAAGACGGCUUCCUAGGGGUCUCCCGCUUUGCCCUGUCCGGCCUCCGCAACUGGACCACAGCAGCCUUGCCAAGUGCAGUGUUUGCCGCCCGCCACUUCCGGCCCUUCCUUCCCCCGCGAGGCCAGGAGCUGGGCGAGCCCUGGUGGAUCAUCCCCAGCGAGCUGAGCGUCUUCACCGGCUACUUGUCCAACAACCGCUUCUACCCUCCGCCCCCCAAGGGCAAGGAGGUCAUCAUCCACCGGCUCCUGAGCAUGUUCCACCCCAGGCCCUUCGUGAAGACCCGCUUUGCCCCGCAGGGCGCUGUGGCCUGCCUGACAGCCACCAGCGACUCCUACUACACCGUGGUGUUCCGGAUCCACGCCGAGUUCCAGCUCAGUGAGCCUCCCGACUUCCCCUUCUGGUUCUCGCCGGGCCAGUUCACCGGCCAUAUCAUCCUCUCCAAAGACGCCACCCAUGUCCGCGACUUCCGGCUCUUCGUGCCAAAUCACAGAUCCCUGAAUGUGGACAUGGAGUGGCUGUAUGGGGCCAGUGAGAGCAGCAGCAUGGAGGUGGACAUCGGCUACAUUCCCCAGAUGGAGCUGGAGGCCACAGGCCCCUCGGUGCCCUCUGUGAUCCUGGAUGAAGAUGGGAACAGGAUCGACAGCCGCCCACCCUCCGGGGAGCCACUGCAGUUUGUGUUUGAGGAGAUCAAGUGGCAGCAGGAACUGAGCUGGGAGGAGGCUGCCCGGCGCCUGGAGGUGGCCAUGUACCCCUUCAAGAAGGUCACCUACCUGCCAUUCACUGAGGCCUUCGACCGAGCCAGGGCCAAGAACACGCUGGUUCACUCGAUCCUGCUGUGGGGGGCCCUGGACGACCAGUCGUGCUGAGGUUCCGGGCGGACUCUCCGGGAGACCGUCCUGGAAAGUCCGCCCAUCCUCGCCCUCCUCAACGAGAGCUUCAUCAGCACCUGGUCCCUGGUGAAGGAGCUGGAGGACCUGCAGAACAACCAGGAGAGCCCGACCCACAGGCAGCUGGCUGGCCUGCACCUGGAGAAGUACAGCUUCCCCGUGGAGAUGAUGAUCUGCCUGCCCAAUGGCACCGUGGUCCACCACAUCAACGCCAACCACUUCCUGGACAUCACCUCCAUGAAGCCCGAGGACAUGGAGAACAAUGUCUUCAGCUUCUCGUCCACCUUCGAGGACCCGUCCACGGCCACCUACAUGCAGUUCCUCAAGGAGGGCCUGCGCCGGGGCCUGCCCCUCCUCCAGCCCUAGCGCCCCUGUGCGCUGCAGAGGGGGGACGGACACCCCGGCCCGGCCUCUCAGGCCCCGAGCCCAGUGGUCCUCAGCCCACUCCACACUCCACACCCUCCCUCUCCCUCCUCCCACGCUGCCAUAGGAUCUGGAGCCAUCCCUGCCCCGUGGGGGGACCGAUGAGCCACCACCUCCACCCUCACCAGCAGCCCUACCUAACCACCGGGCUCCCCUCAACACAAGCCCCGGGGUCACCUCCCUGGCCCUCACCGUCCAGUCACAGUCCAAGCCCUUGUGGGAGGAGGGGGCGAGAGGGGGAGAGCCCCUCCUGGCUGCCCCUCACCCGGCCCAGAGGCCACGAGCAAGCGCCGGCGCAGGGCGCCAGGCUGCCACAGCACUGUCUGUGUGGAGCCCCCACACCCCGCCCGGCGGCCUCCUGUGCCUGCUGUCCCCUGUCCCCAGCGCGGGUCACUCUCAGCUGGAGACAGCCUGUGCGGAGGCCUGCAGCCAGCGGAAGGGGGGGGGUAGCUGGGGGCUCCCAGACCCACUCAGCCGGCCAGGCCAGAUGACAGGACACUGGGGUGGGGCUGUGAAACGGGCGAAUCCCCGCCAGGGCCCAGCCACCCUAACACAGGGUCCUGGCAGGACAGAUGCUGGUGCCCAGCCCGCAGACCUCCAUAGACACAGCAGCCUCCCGGCACCCAGGCCAGCUUGGUGGCCGCUCCUGGGACCUUGUCCACACCCUGAGCCACUGACCAGGGCCAGUCUUUUCUACACAUGCAGAGAAGUGUUUUUAUGUGAACUAUAGAUAUUUUUUUACAACCUAUGUGCUGGAGAGAAAGCAGGGGGCGCGGCCUCCCCCGCAGCAGCCUCAUGACGGCUGGGUCUGAAAUCCUGCGCAGGCCCAGCUUGAUGUCUUCGCAGCUGUGCGCAGGGGGACGCGCCUCUUCUCCUCCUCGCCCAGCUUUUUAAAAGCAGCUCUCCAGAAACCAGUUCCCUUCCUGGCAGAGGAGGAAGGCGGCGGGCAGACUUCCUAAGGCCCAUCCAGCCUCACCCACCCAUAGGGAGGAGCCCUGCCAGCCGCAGGAGGCCCCGAGCUGCUGGAGCUGCCGGCCUCAGUCUCAGAGGCGCGGGCUGCAAACCGGCUUGUGCCUGAGAAGUUGUCUUGGUUUGGGGUGUUUUCUUUGGCACCGUCCCUCUUCUCUCCCUGCCUGUUUUCUCCAAGGUGUCUGUGAUCUUCAGAUCAAGCAGGGCCAGGGAGCGCUGCCACGUGCUGUGCUGGGAGGUGGCACUUCCCCACCGCGGGGACAAUGCCCAAGCCUCACCCAGCCCCCUUCAUAUCUUGUCCCCUGAGCCUCCAGCCUCAGCCUCAGCUGCCACCUGGCCUCUGGACCUCUGCUUGAAAGGAGCCCGGCCUCGAGAUUCCACUUAGAGAGGCUUGCUUUCUGGAUCUCCAUUCCAUGCCUGCCUGCCCUCAGCUGAGGACGCCUCGCUGCCCUCUUGCCACCCCUCUGCCACUUUCCUCCAACAUGUCCGGUAAUAAAACUGGAGCGUAGAGGGACUCGCAUCUUUCCUUCAA